AUGAGUCAACCCGCGGAGGAGAAAAUGGACAUCGAUAAUGAGAGUGCAUCCGCUACCGGCAGCACAUCAUCAGCGGCAUCGGCUGCGAUGCCAAUGAUUCCAUCCACUUCCAAAGCUUCAACGCCGCCUGUUGUGUCGGAUAUGGAUAGUGCCGGUGGAUCUAGCGGGAAGCCCGUGCCAAUCCAGCCGGAGGGAAGAAAUGUGAUGGCUAGCAGUGCAACGAUCCCGUCGGUUACCUGCUCACUGCAUCCGCUCGUGAUUAUGAACAUUGCUGACCACUGGACACGUACCCGUGCACAGCGAAGCAGUAAGCCGUUGGUGUUUGGUGCGCUUAUUGGAAAGCAGAAGGGACGUAACAUCGAGGUGAUGAAUUCGUUCGAGCUCAAGUACGAUAUAGUGAACGAUGUGGUUGUUAUUGCUAUGGAUUAUUAUCAGGUGAAGGAAGAGCAGUAUAAACAAGUGUUUAGUGAUCUCGAUUUUCUCGGCUGGUACACGACAGACACUAUUCCGUCGGAGAAACACAUUAACAUUCACAAACAAAUCUGCGAAAUCAACGAGUGCCCCAUGAUGUUACUGCUGGAUCCUCUUAAUCGUAACAUGAACCUUCCAAUUGCACUGUAUGAAUCUGUGAUUGACAUAGUGCAGGGCGAGGCCAUGAUGUUGUUCGUGCCACUCGUCUAUACACUUGCAACGGAGGAAGCGGAACGCAUCGGUGUCGAUCAUGUGGCCCGCAUGUCCAAUAACGAGACUGACACUAACUCCACCGUAGCCGAGCAUCUGCUCGCGCAGUACAAUGCGAUCAAAAUGUUGAACUCCCGCGUUAAGAUCAUACUGGCGUACAUAAAGGCGGUCGAAAACGAUCAGCUUAAACCGAACCAGGAGAUACUACGAAUGGCCUACUCACUUAGCCGCCGUCUACCGAUCGUUCAGAAUCCCUCUUUUAAGGAAGAUUUUUACACGCAAUCCAACGACGUCGGACUGAUUACAUACCUGGGAGCUUUAACCAAGGUAGCCAACGAUAUGAAUCAGCUGGUAAAUAAGUUUAACGUUCUCUACGACCGUCAAGCAAUGGGACGACGCUUAAGGGGCAUUUUCUUCUAA
This is a messenger RNA of Anopheles marshallii, 1101 nucleotides long. It is a transcript of the gene CSN6, whose product is annotated as COP9 signalosome complex subunit 6. Gene Ontology annotation, molecular function: protein binding; metallopeptidase activity. The record is from RefSeq and is a predicted model, not a curated record. Gene Ontology annotation, cellular component: COP9 signalosome. The transcript has 4 exons. Bases 1 to 1101 code for a protein of 366 amino acids. Gene Ontology annotation, biological process: protein deneddylation. NCBI's taxonomy places the organism in Eukaryota, Metazoa, Arthropoda, Insecta, Diptera, Culicidae.